Molecule: messenger RNA, 458 nt
Organism: Aspergillus piperis CBS 112811
Lineage: Eukaryota; Fungi; Ascomycota; Eurotiomycetes; Eurotiales; Aspergillaceae
Exons: 2
Coding region: 161-400 (79 amino acids)
Source: RefSeq, a predicted model, not a curated record
CACAGCCCCACUGCUUCUGUGCCUACAAGCUCUUUCACGGUGCUUCGCGGGCUCACUUUUCCCUGAAACGUACAGGAAGCUAAGUAGGGAUAAGACUUUUCGCUUGAACUGGCUGAUGUGAGAAACACUGAAAGUUGAUUUCAUUGCUGCCUAUGACCGGAUGUGGGGGCUGAAUUCUGGGCAAGGGUCUUCGACAAUGAAUUUUUUACUCAUUACUUGGCUUUCCCAGAUAUAUGGUUUUCUCUGUGACUCCUUGGUAGUGUCUUUCACCGACUUGAGACAGGUCAGAUCGAUCUGCUUUCACUUAGAGCUAUCAUACACUGCACCCAAGUCAACUCCCUCCUUCAUUACGGCAGGGCUGACUAGACUCCCAACUAAAACAAUCACAGGCCCUAUGUGACACAGUCUGACUCAAGUAAAAUACACCAUCUUUAUACUGUGUUAACAGUCCGAAAAUC